Messenger RNA from Verruconis gallopava, 342 nucleotides. RefSeq lists its product as uncharacterized. The transcript has a single exon. NCBI's taxonomy places the organism in Eukaryota, Fungi, Ascomycota, Dothideomycetes, Venturiales, Sympoventuriaceae. The record is from RefSeq and is a predicted model, not a curated record. The coding region runs from base 1 to 342 and encodes 113 amino acids.
AUGUGCCCGGAAGUUUUUCCUGGGGCCAACUUGUCACGCAUAGGCGGGGUUUCUAAUCCAAAAAUUCCUCUGCACGAACCCAACGAACAUCAUGCAACGGGCUUGGAGUUUUUACUACAUCUUAGUUUAAUUGGAGGCACCAAUUAUGUACUGAGAUCUUUCAAUCAAGUUCCGCUGCUUUCGACUCUCACGAAUUUAUUUCUCUCCCCUUUCUCUAUUUUUGUCUCUCGAAAGUUUCUUUCACCUGAUCUUCCAGACUUUGCCCCUUGUCCUGUUAUGGAAUGGUGCUGCCUGGUCUCCGGGCUCGUCAGCCUAUCAGGCAUGACAACUGAGUGCGGCUGA